Molecule: messenger RNA, 912 nt
Organism: Fusarium mangiferae
Lineage: Eukaryota; Fungi; Ascomycota; Sordariomycetes; Hypocreales; Nectriaceae
Exons: 3
Coding region: 1-912 (303 amino acids)
Molecular function (GO): phosphatidylcholine lysophospholipase A1 activity
Source: RefSeq, a predicted model, not a curated record
AUGUGGUAUUCAUUACUGGCUUGUCUUGUUAGUGCGGCUUAUGCCUCGACACUACAACUACGAGAGGGUGCUGCACAAAUAGCUUGGAAUGUUUCGGGGUUUACGGCUUUCGAUGUCUUGAAUUACACCCAAGUUGAAUCUGACGAUGCCUGGAAAGUGGAAGUUCCUCUUCGUAUACUCUGUGUCGGGGACUCUAUAACAGAGGGUUGGGGAAGUGAUGCAGACGGCGGCGAUGGGAAUGGCUACAGGCUUUCUCUCGCGAAACAUCUGUCACGAGAAAAAGUUGUCUUUGCGGGUACAAGACGCAAAGGCUCUAUGGAGGACAGUUAUUAUGCGGCCUGGUCUGGCAAGACAAUUCAGUAUAUAAACGAUCACAUCACAGAGUCGUUGGAACAAAAACCAAAUCUUGUCCUCCUUCACGCUGGAACGAAUGACAUGGAUUUACGACCGUCGAUCUCCAAAGAAGGAAACGACCCCAAAGAUGCUGCCACUCGUCUCGGCGACCUCAUUGACAAGAUUGUUAGAUACUGCCCGGAUGCAGCAAUCCUCGUCGCGAUACCUUUGGCAUCCUGUGACACUGAGAAACCCAGAAUGCCUAUUUACAGAGCCCUGAUCCCUGGGCUUGUACGACAGCGACGAAAGGAUGGUGAUCAUGUUAUUGCCGUGGAUUUCAGCACAUUUGAUCUGGGCGAGUUGAGAGACUGCUUGCACCCUACAAAUGAAGGCUACAGCAUCAUGGGGGACUAUUGGUAUGACUUCAUAACACAGGUGCCAAAGGGAUGGAUCAAGGAGCCUGUUGGUGAUGACCCAAAGCGAGAAGAGAAUGGGGUUGGAAGACGAGUCCUGCCAGACAAGAUGUCUAUUUUGGGUAUUGGUUUGUACUGGGGUGUGUACCGUAUCUGUUGGGUAUAG